AUGGUGGUCGGCGGCGAGGAAGGCGGCGGCAGACGGCUGCCGUGGGAUCAUCCCAAGAAGCAUUGGAAAUUUGACAAAAAAUUAUCUCUGGGAGCUAAUAAUUUAGAAGGUCGAAUUCCGACUUGUAUUAUCAACAUUUCUUCUCUCAAGAUUAUUGAUCUCUCCGACAAUAGUCUAUCAAGUACUCUGCCUGAUGAUCUCUGUCACCAUCUUCCCAAACUUGAAGAGCUUUAUUUGGAUUCAAAUGAAUUCAGAGGGAUCAUUCCGACAAGUAUUUGGAAUUCAACCAUGCUCCAAAGUAUAUAUCUAUCCGACAACAUUUUACAAGGGAACUUGCCGCCCAUGAUCAACCUUCCAAAGCUUGAGGAGCUUGUUUUGUGGGAUAAUAAACUCAGCGGAAACAUUCCCACCUCUAUCUCCAACGCUUCCAUGCUAAAGCUUCUAGAAUUAGAGAACAACUUCUUCUCAGGCCCAAUUCCAGAUACGUUUGGCCACUUGAGACACCUUGAAUCGUUAAAUAUUGGAUUCAAUAAUUUGACCACAGAAUCUGCUACUCAUGAGUGGACCUUUCUUUCUUCUUUGGCUAAUUAUAGGAAUUUGACAUAUAUAGUAGUUUCGGGAAAUCCAUUGCAUGGAGUUCUUCCAUCUUACAUUGGGAAUCUUUCGACAUCCCUUCAAAACUUUCACGCUAAGGAUUGCGAGCUUAAAGGUAAUAUUCCUAUGGAAAUAGGUAAUUUAAGCAACAUGUUGGUUUUAGCACUUGACAACAAUGAAUUGCGUGGAUCUGUUCCCACAUCAAUAGGACGGAUGAGAAAUCUCCAAGCUUUGUAUCUUUUCUCUAAUAAAUUAGGAGGUCCCAUCUCUGAAAGCAUAUGUGGUUUGGAGAGAUUAUACGUCUUGUCUUUAUCGUUGAAUGAGCUGCAUGGACCUAUACACAAUUGUUUGGGUAAUUUGACUUCUUUGGGGUAUCUUUACUUGGCUUCCAACAAAUUGACUUCUCCAAUACCUUCAACUUUGUGGAAUCUUAAAGAUAUCUUAGUAUUAGAUUCAUCAUCAAACUACCUCAACAAUUCUAAUGCUCUUGAUGUUGGAGUUUUGAGGAGUCUGGUCGAAUUGAACUUAUCAACGAAUCUGCUCACGGGUGAUAUCUCAUCUUCAAUUGGGGGUCUUCUAACUCUGGUUUCAUUAGACUUAUCUAAUAAUAAGUUACGUGGUCUUAUCCCCCAAUCACUCGGUGGCUUGAUUAGUAUGAAAUUCUUGGAUUUAAGCAAUAACGAUCUUUGUGGAGUCAUUCCCAAGUCUUUGGAAAAACUUCGAUUUCUAAAUUAUCUUAAUGUUUCUUUCAAUAGACUUGAAGGAGAAAUUCCCACGGAUGGACGUUUUCCAAACUUUUCUAGCACAUUAUUCAUGAAUAAUUCUGCACUUUGUGGUCCACCAAGAUUGCUAGUCCCACCUUGCAAGAAAAACAUCCGCAAAAACUCCAAGAUGAUUUUUCAUGCUUUAAGGUAUGGUUGA
This is a messenger RNA of Hibiscus syriacus, 1515 nucleotides long. RefSeq names its product receptor kinase-like protein Xa21. The record is from RefSeq and is a predicted model, not a curated record. Gene Ontology annotation, molecular function: protein binding. The transcript is spliced from 4 exons. Bases 1 to 1515 code for a protein of 504 amino acids. NCBI's taxonomy places the organism in Eukaryota, Viridiplantae, Streptophyta, Magnoliopsida, Malvales, Malvaceae.